CGAGGCCAAUUGGAACCUCAAAAUCGUAUUUCAAUGAUUUCCCCUUCGGUGGUUCCCAUCUCAACGACCUCCAGAGAAAGAUUUUGCUGUUUCUUUGUUGUUACCUCUCUUCUGUCUACCCUCUAGAAUCUGUAUCAUAUUUAACUCAAUUCUCCCAGAAUCCCAAGCCCCUCAACUGCGCCUGUUUCUCUUCAUCUCCUCAACCUGGUCACACCCAGUUUUCACCGAAACGGUCCCAGCUUCCUGAGCCAGUGAAGUCUUGUUGUUAGUUCUGUUUGCGCCAAUUUAUCAAAUAAUACAAUGUCUUCUAUAGGAUCACUGCCUUUUAUUAUUGAAACAACCAAAGCAGAAAGUCCUGUUCUUCUCUCUCGCAAAAACAAAAAUCGAGACAAGUUUUCUUUUUUCACGUGCAGAACAAAAAAGUCUCAUAAUUUAGCUGUUUUUAAUUAUGGGUUUUCUCCGAAAUCUAAGCCUGUGAGAGCUACAGUUGAGGAAGGUGCGAGUGGUGAUGAAUCAGAAGAUGCACUGCAAGCCAGCAUUGAAAAGAGCAAGAAGGUUCUUGCUAUGCAAAGAGACCUACUUCAGCAGAUUGCUGAGAGAAGAAAAAUGGUUUCUUCUAUAAAAAGUAGUAUCAUUGACUCAGAAGUAGAUGAAGUUCCUUCUGAGCAGAGCGAGGACUCUUCUCCAAAUCAGGACCAUACUUCAAGUAGUGGUCAGGGUGUUCAUGAAAAACAGAAUGGCAGCAUUCUUUGGAAAAACUACAUCCACUCAACUGCAGAUGAGGUACCAGAAACUUCAUCUUUAGAUAUUAGUAAAGGUUAUGAUGACGAUAAAAGGGAACUUGAGCAGGAACUACCUCCUAAAAAGGCUUCUUCUCAUGAGGAUUCUUCCAAACAGUUGAGAGUCACUGGUUCAGAGAAAGUUUGGUCAGACAAGCUGCCUUCUUUUCUUUCAAAUACCUCAGAAAUAUCAACUACUAAUGAAAAACAAGAAAAUGUCAAUGACCCUAUAUUGCCAGAGAUUAAUAACAUCGAAAAUGAUCCUGCAACUGAAGACAUUUUACCCCCUCCAUUAGCUGGUGCAAAUGUCAUGAAUGUUAUUGUGGUGGCUGCAGAAUGUGCUCCAUGGUCUAAAACAGGUGGGCUUGGAGAUGUUGCUGGGUCUUUACCAAAGGCUUUGGCUCGGCGUGGACACAGGGUUAUGGUUGUGGCUCCUCGGUAUGGCAACUAUGCGGAACCUCACGAUAUUGGAGUUCGAAAAAGAUAUAAGGUGGAUGGUCAGGACAUAGAAGUAACAUUCUUCCAAACCUACAUUGAUGGUGUGGAUUUUGUUUUCAUUGAUUCUCAUGUAUUUUGCCAUAUAGAGGGUAAUAUAUAUGGAGGAAGCCGAUUGGACAUUUUAAAGCGCAUGGCGUUAUUUUGCAAAGCAGCUGUUGAGGUUCCUUGGCAUGUUCCAUGUGGAGGUAUCUGCUAUGGAGAUGGAAAUUUAGUUUUCAUUGCAAAUGAUUGGCAUACUGCUUUGUUGCCAGUGUAUCUGAAGGCAUAUUAUCGGGACAAUGGUUUAAUGAAAUUUACAAGAUCCAUACUUGUAAUUCAUAAUAUAGCACACCAGGGUCGUGGACCAGUGGAUGAUUUCUUCCAUGUGGAUCUGCCAGAGCACUACAUUGACCUUUUCAAAUUGCAUGAUCCUGUUGGUGGUGAACACUUCAAUAUCUUUGCAGCUGGUCUGAAGGCAGCGGACCGUGUGGUUACUGUCAGUCAUGGAUAUUCCUGGGAGCUUAAAACUUCUGAAGGUGGUUGGGGUCUGCACAACAUCAUAAAGGAAAAUGAUUGGAAAUUUAGUGGCAUUGUGAAUGGCAUUGAUACAAAAGAAUGGAACCCACUGUUUGAUGUUCACCUGACCUCAGAUGGUUACACCAACUACUCCCUGGAAACACUGCACACUGGCAAGCCUCAAUGCAAGGCUGCCUUACAGAAGGAGCUUGGUUUGCCUGUUCGUCCGGAUGUCCCUAUGAUUGGUUUCAUUGGAAGGCUUGAUCAACAGAAAGGAGUUGAUCUCAUAGCUGAGGCAGUUCCGUGGAUGUUGGGCCAGGACGUGCAACUAGUCAUGUUGGGCACUGGCAGACAAGACCUGGAACAGAUGCUUAGGCAGUUUGAAAAUCAACACCAUGACAAAAUCAGGGGAUGGGUUGGUUUUUCUGUAAAGAUGGCUCACAGGAUAACUGCUGGUUCAGAUGUUUUGCUCAUGCCAUCACGAUUUGAGCCUUGUGGGCUGAACCAACUAUAUGCUAUGAUGUACGGAACAAUUCCAGUCGUCCAUGCUGUUGGGGGACUAAGGGAUACCGUGCAACCUUUUGAUCCGUUCAAUGAAUCCGGGCUUGGGUGGACAUUUGAUGGUGCUGAAGCAAAUAAAUUGAUACAUGCACUAGGGAACUGCUUAUUUACUUACCGAGAGUACAAGAAAAGUUGGGAGGGACUCCAAAGACGAGGGAUGACUCAAGAUCUCAGCUGGGAUCAUGCAGCUGAGAAAUACGAGGAAGUACUCGUUGCUGCCAAGUACCAGUGGUGAGUGUCUGUCACUGUGGCCCAGCCAUUUUGCUGAGAUCAGGGCAGGCAGUUCAGUUGACCUUCCAUGUACUACUACAUAGUUCCCUUGUAAUUAUCCAUGUCAUGAGUUGGGUUUUCCUUUUCCUUGUAAAAUAGGAUUUGAUAUUAAAAACCAAUUAUUUCCUAUUUCAAAUUUUCAAAUGUAACCAGGUAACUAUGUUAUUGUAAUAAUAUAAAAGUCCUUGAAGCAAGAAAUAAACAAAAAUAACAAGAUGUAGUGUGCAUUUGCAUCUUUAUUUCUUGUUCUUAA
This is a messenger RNA of Populus nigra (black poplar), 2856 nucleotides long. Its product is annotated as granule-bound starch synthase 2, chloroplastic/amyloplastic. The transcript is spliced from 8 exons. NCBI's taxonomy places the organism in Eukaryota, Viridiplantae, Streptophyta, Magnoliopsida, Malpighiales, Salicaceae. The coding region runs from base 301 to 2568 and encodes 755 amino acids. The record is from RefSeq and is a predicted model, not a curated record. Gene Ontology annotation, molecular function: alpha-1,4-glucan glucosyltransferase (UDP-glucose donor) activity.